This is a messenger RNA of Rhagoletis pomonella (apple maggot), 3089 nucleotides long. RefSeq names its product TRPL translocation defect protein 14-like. Gene Ontology annotation, molecular function: GTP binding; phosphatidic acid binding; phosphatidylinositol binding. The transcript is spliced from 11 exons. Bases 645 to 2222 code for a protein of 525 amino acids. The record is from RefSeq and is a predicted model, not a curated record. NCBI's taxonomy places the organism in Eukaryota, Metazoa, Arthropoda, Insecta, Diptera, Tephritidae. Gene Ontology annotation, biological process: photoreceptor cell maintenance.
GGUUAGAAUUACAUAAAAAGAGGAGCUGUGGGGCCAUGUUCUCUCAGUCAUUUUUAGUUAUUUGGCUCCAGCGAAUUCGCGUCUCGUGUAUAACCGUGAAAUUAUCUUUCGGCUUUAAAUGUGUCUGCGAAUGUGAAAUUUAACCAAGUUUUAUUACGCAAAUACCGUAAAAACUUUCCAAAGAUGUUUAAACAUAAACAGGAUAGAAGUAAACUCUGAUAUUCGGCCCAUAACUGGUCGUAGCUUCAUUGUUGGUUGAAGGCGAACCUACCCCUCGUGCUUAGCUGAUUAUUUCGAUACUUAAUUUUUUGGCGGAAGCGGAAAAAUCCCUAUUCCACACAGAUCAAUGUGCGAAUUCAUCAAGUUCAACAGAGAAUAGGGAACAACAACAUCUAUUAGCAAACGUCAACGUAUAUAUGUAUCAUCUUUAAAACCAUCCGAAUAUAAUCAAAGCACGCGUCAAGGAAAGGCAAAAUUGAGACCACCAGCAUUGCCCUUGGUUCAACUAAGUUAAUCAAGAAACCUAUAAGUGUGCGCUGUAAAUAGCACAGCGAAUUUGACUGGCGAAUCAAUCAGCUGUGACAGUCGAAGUAAAAGUGCGGCAGUGUGUUGAGUGACUCAAUCUUCCUGCAAUCAAGCAAAAAAUGGAGCAAAAGGAUGCCACAACGGAAAAUGCCAAUGGCAAACAGCUGCAAAUGCAGCAAUCCAAACCAGAGCAACGGGACACUGAAAAGAAAACUGAAGAACAAAAACCACAACAGCCAGAACGGACAUCACCAAAGCUAAAUUCUCGAGCUGGCUUAAAAUUAGCCAAAACAAAUGGCGGCACCAAAAAACGUGUAUACAAAGUGGUGCUAACAGGCGGUCCAUGUGGUGGCAAAACAACUGGCCAAUCCCGUCUAUGCACCUUCUUUGAAAAUUUAGGAUGGAAGGUAUUCCGUGUGCCUGAAACGGCUACAGUGCUCCUCAGUGGUGGCGUGAAAUUCUCGGAUCUCACAGAUAAAGAAGCGCCACCAACGCCAAGCACAUUCAAAUACCAAAGUCUACCAUUCGCUGCACCGGAACACAGUCUCAUUGACUUGACCGCAUCCUGUCCACGCUGCUUGGCCGAUGCUGCCUCUAAACCCAAUGGCAGCGAAGCUUUUAAGUUUCAAGAGAAUCUAAUACGUACAAUGAUACAAAUCGAGAAUACCUACUUUGAGUUGGGACAAUCGAGUCUACGUGACUGUUUGAUUAUCUGUGAUCGCGGCGUCAUGGAUGCCAGUGCAUAUAUCUCGAAAGAUAAAUGGGAGAAAAUGAUGUCAGCCAACAAUUGGAAUCCUAUAGAAUUGCGUGAUAAUCGUUAUAAUCAGAUUUUGCAUUUGGUUUCCGCAGCAAAUGGUGCUGAAGACUUCUAUACCACAGAGGAUCAUGCCUGCCGCUCUGAGGGCGUUGAUAUGGCGCGUGAUUUAGAUUAUAAAUCUGCCGCUGCUUGGGUUGGUCAUCCAUAUUUCGAUGUAAUCGAUAAUUCGACAAAUUUUGAAACCAAAAUGAAUCGCCUAAUUGAGGCCGUAUGCCAAAAAGUUGGUAUCGAUAUUGGUGAUCGUCUACUUGCCACAUCAAGAAAACUCAAAUUUCUUGUUGCUUCAUUACCACCCGACUCUGAAUUUCCACCGUUUCAAGACUUCGAUGUUGUACAUCACUACUUGCAAUCCUCAGGACCAAAAGUACAAGCGCGUUUGCGCAAACGUGGCCAAAAGAAUCAUUGGAGCUACAUCCAUACAAUACGCCGUCCCAAUGUCCAUGGACAGUCGCGCAUCGAGGUGAAGACACAACUAACACAUCGCGACUAUAUGAAUUUGUUGGCGCAACGUGACGAUGCACAUUUCACCAUCUACAAGAAGCGUCGUUGUUUCCUCAUCAAUAAUCAAUAUUUCCAAUUGGAUAUUUACAAAGAGCCAAGCCAUCCACGUUGCAAAGGUCUAGUCCUCUUAGAGACCUAUUCAUCACACUCAGGUGAUGCGCUUAAAAACUAUAUGCCAAAAUUCUUGAAUAUCGUAAAAGAGGUCACCGGCGAUCCAGCAUAUUCCAUGUUCAAUUUAUCAUUGCGUGAAGACUGGAGUACGACAAAGAAAUUCUGGCACCCUUUGCCUGAAGUCACAGCCACUAAUGCCAGCAAAUCAAAACAAUCAAACGGCGUGUCGAAUGCGCAAUUGGUACUUAACGGUCAUGCCAAGGGUUAAUUAUGUGUAUGUAGCAUGCUGUAUGUCAUUGAGAACACCCUUUUAAAUAAUUUUAUAAACAUAACAGAUAUUUAUAUAAAUUUAUAGUACAUACUAUCCAAAUUCGAUGUCAUCGCUCACUCUCAUAUUUUGGAGGAAUUCACAUCAGAUUUAUUCAUAUGAAUGUUUUUAAUUACAAUUGUUUAAGAAUAUACCUCCUAUGUGCAUCUAAUUGUUUACACAGCACUUUAUUGCUAAAAUGAUUUUCUAAAAUGAACUCAGAAACACGAGCAUUAUUAACUAAUUCAAAGCGCUUUACUUAAAAUAUAUAUUCCUACGUAAUAUACAACAAGGCUAUGCAGUAGUGAAUAUUUCAUUGUGGUUAUAUGUUUUGGAGACUUCCGCAAAUUGCAAAUUAUGUACUUUACUUAUUGACUCAUAAAAAUAUUUUGAAAAUUUUCACUUAAAACAAGGGCUUACUGUAAAAGAAAAAUUAUGAAUAAUUCUAUUCUAUAUUUGUGGUACUUAAAAAACACUCAACUAAUUUACACAUUUUGUUUCAUUUGUCAAACUUUUCAUAGCUGCGAACUAUAGUUUUAUUGUAAUUUUAUGUAUGUAGUUGUUGUAAGUUUUAGCUGAUAUCCAAGAACAGAGGAAGAAGAACUAAAACAAAGAUAAAAUUAAGUUGAAACGCCGAAUAGCAAAAAUGAUGUCGGCAUAAUAUUUAAUGCUACUUUGCUUAAGAAAAAUAUUUAUUAGAAUUUGUGAAAUAUCAGCCAUGCAUGUGUUAUACAUAUUAGCUCACCAAUUUGUUGUAUUUGGAUAUUUCAAGAUAUAAUCUUGGGAUAAAUCAAUAAAUUGUUAGAAACUUUCAUUAAAAAAAAAAAA